This is a messenger RNA of Saprolegnia diclina VS20, 2505 nucleotides long. RefSeq lists its product as hypothetical. The coding region runs from base 36 to 2432 and encodes 798 amino acids. Lineage: Eukaryota; Oomycota; Saprolegniomycetes; Saprolegniales; Saprolegniaceae. The record is from RefSeq and is a predicted model, not a curated record. The transcript is spliced from 14 exons. Gene Ontology annotation, biological process: signal transduction.
GGUGUCUUUUCCAGCACUGGCGGUAUCUUUUCGUCAUGCAGCAGUUCCCGGCGCUCGAAGCGCUGCGCACCUCGGUACACGCGCUACUGCGUCAAGUCGACGCCCACGAGAGCGACAACAACAACUGCAGCAGCCAUGCGCCGGACGCCUGCGCCGGCGACGUCUGCGCGGCCAUCGAAGCGUGCUUGCACCAUGGCCUCAAGCGCGUGUCGGCCACCGAGACGGUCUCGCUCUGGGGGCUCGUCCAGUGGACCAACGUCGCCCAGCAAAAGCGGCACCGUGCGUGGCUUGCCGCCCACGCCAAGUUGCCGACUGUGGUGGCAGACGACGACUGGUACAACGACAUGUUCAAAGACGAGCUCCAAGGCAUCACAUCACUGGCCGAUGAUAACCAGCGGCUUGAGCCCAGCGUGUCCGAAAGCCCAAUGACACCGGGCUUGAACGCGUCGAUCCGCACCGCGAACUCGCUCUUGCAUGUGACGACACCGAUCGGGCGUGUGCGCGCCUGGAUCCGCCAGUGCUGCAACACGCAUAUCCUCAGCGCGUGUUUGGCAGGGCUCAUGCAUCCGCUCAACCAGGCGACGCUGCAGACGUACUUUGAGCCAUCUGCGCUCUGCCUCAACGAAGACGCACGCGAGAUCUUUGUCGGGCUCACAUCGACAUUAGAUCGACUCACGUUUGGCUUUGCGCUGGAUAAUGGACCGACCGAGGAAACCAAGGUGCUACCACCGUCGGUGCCUUCGGUCGCAGCGCCUACCAACCACAACGUCUUGCAAGUCCUCGACACCAAGGCGCAACGACUGCACGAGCUGCUACGGCAUACGCUGCCUUCGAUCUUGAGUCCCCGCGCGCUGGACGAAGUCGGCCCCGCCAACGAGACACCCAAACUCUUUGGUGUUCCUCUUGCGUCGCUGCUCCUGGACGCCCGGACAUGUGCCAUCGCACCGGUGGACCCGCUCCUUGGUGUGCCGAAUCUCUUUGAAGGCUGUUGCCGCUUGAUUGACGCGGCCACGGCCGUCGGCACCCCGGGGCUGUUUGCCGCCAAGAUCAACGCCUCGCGCUUUGCGCAGCUCACGCAGCAGGUCCAAGCGGUGGGCUGCUUGAGUAUUUGGAGCAGCGUGCACCACGGUAUCAUCCUCCUCAUCAAGUUUUUGAGGGACUUGCCCGACCCGAUCAUUCCCGCGUCGCUCUACGGCCGGUUCCGUCGCAUUCACGACUUGAAAGGGCGGCAUGUGCAGGUCCUCGCCCUCACACAGCUUGUCGGCGAGUUGCACUGGAGCGUCAAACCGCUUCUAUACCGGCUCUGCGCGACGAUCAGCCGCGUCUUGAAGCUCUCAAACGACACGAGCGUCGACCGCCUCGCCGACGUCUUUGUCCGCGUCUUAUUCCCGCGGUCCGCACCGGCUGCCGACGAGGCUUCGCUAACCCAGCUUGUCGCUCUCCUCUUUCUCAACGCCGACGCCAUUUUGGCCGAGAUACGCGGCGCGCUCUCCGACCGCUGCCAUUACGUCAUGGCCAAGCUCGAGCGUGUCGCAGCUAUCCCGCGGGAGCGACGACUCGAGGUUCCGACUACAUCGCUAGCAUGGACGCAGUUUCGAGAGGCGUACGGUCUCGCAUGCGAGAGCGACGACACGCUGCGUGCGUCACUCCGUGGCGGCGGCCGCCUCGUGCUCCAGUGCAUGCUGCACUUUCUGGCCGAGCACCAGGAAAUUGCGCAGCAGAUCAUUGCGCAGCGGGCGUCGUGUGACGUCGACGCCAAGCACUACCCCGUGCGCAGUGCUAGCGUCUACCUUGUACGGAUGUUGGUCGAGCUCUUGGGCUUCGACCGGACACCGAGUGCGACCGACGUCGUGGACCUGGACACGAGAGCGUGGCUUGCGCGCUGCGACGGCGUCUGCGACGAACCGUUGAUGCCGCUACCGACACACGCCGGUGUCGCGCUUGUCACGCGCGGUCUCUGGCCGCUGUUUGACGACGCCAAGGCGUUCGAGCGGCUGUUUGGCAUGAGUCUGCUGCUCUUUGAUCGCAACUGGACACGGUCGGGCGCAACGUGCAUGGACUUUAGCACGAUCUUGACCGAAACGCAGUGUCAGAUGCAAUCGCUCUUACGCGACGAGCCAGAGACGAUCUCGGACCUCUGGCAGCGCUGGUCCGACCGCAUCUCACAGCAGUAUCUGCAGCCCGCUACCCAAGCCCCCCGGGCCCUCGCGCACAUGCGGUCGUACGUUGUGGUGUGGGAAGGCGGCCUCACGGUGCGCGCAGCGCCUACCACCAAGUGCGAAGCGCUGGGCACUCGACGCAAGGGGGACCGCAUCGAGACAGUGCUGAAGGCAGGCGAUUGGCUCAAGAUUCGUGAUGCCCCGGGUGUGCAGGACGCUGGGUGGGUGCGCCGGCGAACAGCCACCGCUACGCUGCUCGAGCUCGUUGCGUAGCGUACACCGGGUCACACGACAGUAGAUUCUAGUUGUAAAUGGAAUAUUUGGUAUGGCACAGUCUAUGAGAAAC